Apus apus (common swift) is the source of this 3053-nucleotide messenger RNA. Its product is annotated as RNA-binding protein 33-like. Bases 823 to 2700 code for a protein of 625 amino acids. The record is from RefSeq and is a predicted model, not a curated record. NCBI's taxonomy places the organism in Eukaryota, Metazoa, Chordata, Aves, Apodiformes, Apodidae. The transcript is spliced from 14 exons.
GGAAGGAAGGUCCGUGCGAUGAGCGGCCCGGAACGGGACCCGGGGCUUGGCACGGCCGGGCCUGCCGGGCGGCACCGGGAAGGAGAGGGGACGGAGAGGAGGGGGGGGGGACACCGGUGCUGCAGCCCCCUGCCCGACGGCGGGCCCCGCCGACCGCCCCUUCGCACGCCCCGGCUCCCCCAUUGCACCCCACGGAGCCCUCUUGACACCCCGCGGAACCCCCCGGGCACCCCGCGGAACCCCUUGGCACCCCACGAACCCUCCCUCGAACCCCACGGACCCCGCUUGACACCCCGCGGAUCCCCCCGGCACCCCACGGACUCCCCUUGGUACCCCGCGGACCCUCCCUCGAACCCCACGGACCCUCCUUGACACCCCGCGGACCCUCCCUCGAACCCCACGGACCCUCCUUGACACCCCGCGGACCCUCCUUGACACCCCUUGGAACCCCUUGGCACCCCGCGAACCCCCCUUCGAACCCUACGGACCCCCCUUGGUACCCCGCGGACCCCCCCUGGCACCCCACGGACCCUCCUUGACACCCCACGGACCGUCCUUCGAACCCCACGGACCCCCCCGGGCACCCCCCGGCCGUUUCCCGCGGUGCAGCCCCUCGCCCGGAUCGGCCCGAGGCAGCACCGACCCCCGCUGCUCGCCCCCCGCCAGCCACGCAAGGUGCUGGAUCCCGGAGCCGGGACGGGCUGUCACCCCGCGCCGUGUCACCCCAAGGACAGCGCUGAGCAGUAAGCACCGCCGGGUGCUGACUUCCCCCGGAUUUCCUCCUCGCCGGCACCAGCGCCAGGAGAAGCUUUCGGUUUGCCCAUGUUCCCACCGCGGGGCGGCAGAAGGACCUUCCCCAGGGAGCCUGGUCCAUGGCAGGCUGGACCACGGCUACCCCUCCAUCAUGAGCCACCCUGGGAGCACCAGCACAGGAGAGGCAGGGGCGGAUGGCGCCCGCAAGCUGCCAUCCUUGCUGGCGGCGAUUUGCUGUUGCAGCCCUGUCCCUGGGGCCCCAGGCCCUUCCCUGGUCCUGAAAACUUCUAUGAGAAUGAAGAGGAGGACAGGAGAUGGGCACCCCAUGACUUUCCCCCACCACCCCCCUGGCACGAUGAAAGAGACAUCCACGAACCUGAGGACUGGCACUCGCCUGCUCCUUUGGACCCCAGACCUUUCCCUGGCCCUGACAACUUCUAUGGGCAUGAGAAGGAGGAGACAUGGGCACCCAACAACUCUCCUCCACCCCCGCCUUGGGAUGACAGAGAAAACUUCCGAGAACCUGAGGGCAGCUUUGGAGAGUUCUGGCACCCGAAUCCACGGCUGCCCAGCCCUGACUGCUUUGACAGGUGUGAAUUCCCCAUGGAGGAGCAGCAUCCACCCUGGCCCCCUGCCAGCAUGCCAGGGGAGCCAGGAGGCUUCCAGGAUGACUGCCCACCCUUGGGCUAUCGUGGCCUGCCUGGGAGACGCUACCGACGCCUUCGCCGUGACCACCGAGAUGUCAUCGUCGUCCAACGCCUUCCGUGUUCCCCCCGGCCCUCCAGAGGGACGAGGCCGCCCCCCAGGUCCGCUCCUCCCCGCUCUCCUCCCCGCUCUCGGAGGAGCCAGCCAGUGAUCAAAGAAGAACCACAGAACCCUGAUCCUUCCCAGCCACUUCUUCUCAAAGAUGGUGCACAGAGGAGGGAGGAGACAGCUCAGGUUGUGGGCUUUCUCCCCCACCUCGUUCCAGCAACCACCAGUGAGACGAGUUUGCACCGUCUGAGCCCUGCCCGGUGCCGUCCUGUCACUAACCAACCUGGUUUCCCCCAGGGCCCACCGGUGGGGCAGGGGGAGUUCCCAAAGGCUCCCAGACCAGCUGACACCCCUCAGAAGAGCCCAGCUGCUGAUUCCCAGGCUGCAAGGGAGGCUGUGGAGCCAGAGCAGGCAGCAGGAGCAACACCGGUCGAGCCAGGAGCUGAGCAGACACCUGUGGACAGCAAGGACCCUUCUGCUUUGGAAAUAGAGCCAGUGCCACCGGAGGAGAGCUCUGCUGGACCAGGGGAACACCACGAGGUAGAGCCACGUAGCCCAAGUGUCCCUAGGGCUGGUGCAGGUGGCAGGUCCCGAUCCCAAAUUCCAGCAGCCACUCCAGAGCCUGCCGAGAGGGUCCAUGUGGUGUCCAUCUCCCGCAGGGAGGUGGGUGUGGAGCUCUGCCCACCUUCCCAGGGACAGCAGUGUCAGUUGAGCGGAGCUGGAGAUGCUGAGGCAGAAGCCAGCAAACAUGGGCUUCUCAGCAACCUUCAGCCAACCCAGAACUCACUGGGAGCCACCGCAGAGCCUGAUGUGGAGCCCAGCCAGGCCAGCUCCAACGUCUGCACCAAGCCAGACACCUCACCAGGGACCCAGCACCCUCCUGGGUCUGGUGACACAGAGCUGGCUGCAGGUGGCCGGCCCUGGCUCUGCUCCGCGCUCCCGACUCCUGUCCCGGCUGGCACAGACCUCCGCUCCGCCGCCGUCCUCGCCAGGAAGGAGGAGAUUGAGUUGUCGUACCAGCAGUUCAGCCUGACCAUUGCGGUGGUGGCCACGAUGCUGCUGGCAAAGGAGCCCUCCAUGGAGGCAGCACUGGGGCUGGCACUGAGGGCCAACCUCCGCCAGGGCCGGAUCCAUCACCUCCAGGAGCUGGAGGACUUCAUCAACAGCUACGACUCGGCCACCCUCAGCCCCUGACAGGGGGGUGGCAUGAGUGGCUCAAUACCCCCUCUCACCAGCUGAGGUUGGGAGGAAAUGGGGGGCUAUGCCAGUGCAUUGGGGUGCUGAGCCCUCCAGUCAAGGUGCUAUGGAUGUGUUGGCACGGUCCCACCAUCUGUCUUGGAGAUGGAGGGAGUGUUGUUUACUGGUGUUCAGUUUGAGCCCUGCCCAGACCUGUAUGUGCAGCCACAGGGGAGCUGGUUUUACUGGAGUGUGGUGGGAGGGAGAGUGGCUGCAGGGAGCUCUCCUCUGCCCUGGCUCCUUGCUCCUCUCCUGGUUCACAGGGCUGGACCCCAAAACCCCAGGGGUUGUUCUUUGUUGGUAAUCUAAAA